Messenger RNA from Penicillium angulare, 1482 nucleotides. RefSeq lists its product as uncharacterized. Gene Ontology annotation, biological process: oxalate metabolic process. The coding region runs from base 1 to 1482 and encodes 493 amino acids. The transcript is spliced from 2 exons. Lineage: Eukaryota; Fungi; Ascomycota; Eurotiomycetes; Eurotiales; Aspergillaceae. The record is from RefSeq and is a predicted model, not a curated record.
AUGAUUCGCCAAUCAAUAUUGAGACUAUGUCUUGAUAUCUCACUCCUCAUCGGUGUCUUCCAGCCUACCUACGCCCUUCCACAUACUUCUGCUCUAUAUGGCUGGGCCUCAGCUGACGGAAACGAUGAAUCGUCACAAAGGGCACCUCUUCGAGGAAGCUCGAUUUUACUUGGGGUCGUCCAAGAUGAAUUGAGCUCAGGGAGCAGCGCUGAGGUUCCACAGUCUUCAUUUGAGCUGGCACCCGGUCAAGCCACCAACGCCGAUAUAGGAACUCCAUUCACCUUCAAAGACACCCAGAACCCCCAGCCUAUUCGAGGUGACCUAGGAUCCACAGACCCUGGUCCACGAACAUACGCAUACGAUCGCUUAAACCCUAAUACCUUCGCACCGCCAGGCUCAGAUAAUGGUGAGGUAACACAGGGAAAGUGGCCACUUGGUCUCUCUCACAACCGUAUACUCCCUGGGCAUGCAGGAUGGUCUCGGCAAGAAAAUACCGAUGUUCUUCCUGGCGCCACGGCAAUGGCCGGGGUAGAUAUGAAAUUGGCACCUUGGGCCUAUCGCGAAUUACAUUGGCAUCAGGCAAAUGAGUGGGGUAUCAUUCUGAACGGAAGCGUACGAGUACAAGCGAUGAAUGAAGACGGGCAGACAUUUAUAGAUGACCUUGAUGCUGGUGAUGUGUGGUAUUUUCCCUCUGGAGUGCCUCACUCAUUGCAGGCACUUGAGUUGGGCUCUGAGUUCAUGCUUGUAUUCGACCAAGGUGACUUCAGUGACGGGGGAACAGGCUUGAUAACCGAGAUGUUUCUACGUAACCCGAAAGAAGUUUUAUCGAAGAACUUUCAAGCGCCAUUGGAAGAUUUUGAUGAGAUUCCUCAGGAUCAGCUGUACAUUUUGAACGGGACGCCAGCGCCUAAGGAUAUCAAGGAACAAACUAUUUCAGGGCCUGGAGGCGUGUCUUCUGGCAAUGAUAGUUAUACAUAUCAUUUAUCGAAGCAACCUGCAUAUGAGACGCCUGGCGGCAGCAUCAAAAUUAUUGACCCGAUCAACUUUCCUAUUGCGGAGAACUUCAGUGCGGCCCUUGUGACCAUUAAGCCUGGGGCAAUGAGAGAAAUUCACUGGCACGGUACCAGUGACGAAUGGGGGUUUUUCCUAGCUGGCAACGCAAGAGUUAGUGUAUACGAAGCUCCAACCUCCGGCGCGACAGUUGAUUUCGCAGCAGGCGACAUUUCAUAUGUGAAGGCCACGGCAUCGCAUUACAUUGAGAAUACUGGCGACGAAGAUGUUGUAUUCUUGGAAAUGCUACAGGCGCCUCGGUUCACUGAUAUCUCGGUUGCACAAUGGUUGAAACUCACGCCCAAACAAAUCAUCAAGGAUACUCUGCAUUUGCCGGAUAGACUGCUAGAUAACCUUUCUCCCAACAAGCAGUAUGUUAUUCAGGGAAAUCGCAAUUUGACAGCUCUGGCUGGUGGGUCAGGUAUUGCAUAA